AUGCCAUGUGUCAACCGAGCCAGCCCGGAGGUGGAGGAGGAGGGCUCCACCAGUCGGCAAUCUGGUAGACACCAGAAGCCCAUAAGAGGAAGUGACCAAGCCAUCCUUAUGGCGCUUGAUUAUCGGAAGGAUUUCCUUGAAAGUAUCAAACUCGGUGAAGCCCUAAAGGAUGAAAGGGAUAAAGUACUUUCUAAGCUGAAGAUUGUUCGUUCAGAAUGCAAAAAGUUAACAAAGGAAAAUGAAAAUUUGAAGCAAGAAAUUGGAUUUCUAGAAUGUGAGCUUAAGGAAAAAGAUGAAAUUAACACAUUUAUUUCUUUAGAACAGGCUGAACUGGAAUACAAGACAAAGCAGCUAAGUCAGCAGGAAGACAUGAUUUCUGAAUUACAGAAAUCGGGCUCACAUAAUGUUUCUGAAUGGAACGAACUGUGUAUUGAGCGAGAUAAUCUUCUUCAAACUCAGAGAAAUUUGAAAGAAGAACUUGAGAAUACCAAAAAUAUUGCAUCUGAUGAGCUGGAAUCACUGAAAGUGAAAUUUGAGGAGCAAAAGGCGAUUUUGUUGCAGCUCAAAGAUGAUUAUGCACAUACAGUAAAUGAAAGUGAUCAUCUCCAAAAUAUAUUACAAGGGGCUGUAGCUGAGAGACAUGUCCUCCAAUCAAAAGUUGAAGCUCUUACUCUGCAGAUAAAACAGGUGGCUGAUGAAUUGCAGUUAAUUACGACUGAGAGAGAUCAGCUUUUGCGUCAGAUUAAUGAAUCUUCUGAGAGGCCAGAAUUUGAAAAGAUGCAGCAACAAAUCUCUUUGCUGACCUUUGAGAAAAAUGAUCUUUGUAGAAACUUGGAUCAAGUGCAAGCUGAACUUGCCCAACUAAUAAAAAGCACAAAGGAAGAGUCGCCAGAGAUAUGA
Erpetoichthys calabaricus (reedfish) is the source of this 900-nucleotide messenger RNA. RefSeq names its product kinectin-like. The transcript is spliced from 8 exons. The record is from RefSeq and is a predicted model, not a curated record. Bases 1 to 900 code for a protein of 299 amino acids. Lineage: Eukaryota; Metazoa; Chordata; Cladistia; Polypteriformes; Polypteridae.